AAAUAAAACCGGACAUGGAAAUGGAGAUAGUGGAUGGGAUUUGACUGUACAACAUCUUGGUUGUACAGUAUUAAUUCAAUGUAAAAAACAUAAAAGAGGAGUUGGCAUUGAGUAUGCAGAUGAGGAAGUGGCAGAAUCUCCUUAUCUGAUCAAAUUAACAAAAGUAAAUGAAAAAGAAAAUAAGAUAGUCAAAGAUCUUGAAGAUUUUGUCGCUCUCAAUCUGCAUGUUCUUGUAGAAAGAGAAGGUAUCGAAGUUGUUCUAUGUAAUGCAGUAAUGGUAACAAAUAAACGAAUAGAAGAGUUGGAUAAAAAAUGA
Paraglomus occultum is the source of this 316-nucleotide messenger RNA. The record is from the annotation of a GenBank genome assembly. Lineage: Eukaryota; Fungi; Glomeromycota; Glomeromycetes; Paraglomerales; Paraglomeraceae.